Carya illinoinensis is the source of this 1946-nucleotide messenger RNA. RefSeq lists its product as uncharacterized. Gene Ontology annotation, molecular function: transmembrane transporter activity. The transcript has a single exon. The record is from RefSeq and is a predicted model, not a curated record. Bases 56 to 1786 code for a protein of 576 amino acids. Gene Ontology annotation, biological process: transmembrane transport. NCBI's taxonomy places the organism in Eukaryota, Viridiplantae, Streptophyta, Magnoliopsida, Fagales, Juglandaceae. Gene Ontology annotation, cellular component: membrane.
UUGCUACGACUCAGAGAGCUAGAGAGAGCUAUCACAUCCAAUCAGUGGAGGGGCCAUGGCUAGUAAGAAGAGCGUCAUCCUCCAAGUCCUCCAUGGGCCUUGGCUCAUGGUGUUCGCCUCUCUCAUCAUUAUGUCCACCGCCGGUACACCGUAUGCAUUCGGACUGUAUUCCGGUGUCGUAAAGUCGGUGCUCGGAUACGACCAGACUACACUCAAUUUGAUCAGCUUCUUUAAGGACGUUGGUACCAACGUCGGCGUCCCCUCCGGCCUCCUUGCCGAGGUCACUCCUCCGUGGUUUGUUUUGUCUGUCGGAGCAUUCAUGAACUUGUUCGGGUACUUAAUGAUAUGGCUGGCCGUGACCCAAAAGAUGGCGAAGCCCAAAGUAUGGAUGAUGUGCUUGUACAUCUGCCUCGGUGCUAAUUCAACGGCUUUUGCCAACACCGGAGCAAUGGUCACCUGCAUCAAGAACUUCCCUGAAAGCCGAGGCGUCGUGCUAGGGCUUCUAAAGGGAUAUGUCGGUCUCAGUGGUGCUAUUAUAACACAGCUAUAUCAUGCUUUCUACUAUAAAGAUUCCAAGUCUUUGAUUUUGCUGGUGGGGUGGCUUCCGGCAGCCAUAAAUUUGGCUUUUGCACCCUUUAUUCGGCUCAUGAAGGUCACUCAUCAGCCAAACGAGCUCCAAGUGUUCUAUAAUUUCCUUUAUAUUACAUUUGGCCUUUCUGGGUUUCUGUUGGUUAUGAUUGUAGUAGAGCAAAAGGUUGCGUUCACGCAGAGCGAGUAUGGCGGUAGCGCAGCUGCAGUGCUUUUCCUGCUCUUUCUACCACUUGCUGUAUCUAUCAGGGAAGAGUAUAGGCAUUGGAAGAGCAAGCAAUUGACAUUAAAAGAUGGUUCGCAGCUGAAAGUAAUCACCGAGACCCCAAACGUGCAAACGCCUUCACCUCUUCCACAAGCAUCUCCUGCCUCACCAAAUUUGCUCCUCGAGCCGAGCACAGAAAAGCAAGUUUCUUGUUGGACAAACAUAUUUAGUCCCCCAGAGCGAGGAGAGGACUAUACUAUACUACAAGCGGUCUUCAGCAUUGACAUGUUGAUACUAUUCUUCGCAGUGAUUACCGGCGUUGGUGGUGCACUAACGGCGAUAGACAAUUUGGGACAGAUGGGAACUUCUCUCGGAUACUCGCCUCAAAGCAUAAGCACUUUCGUUUCACUCGUAAGCAUAUGGAAUUAUCUUGGACGAGUGAUGGCGGGUUUGGUCUCUGAAAUUCUCUUAAAGAAGUACAAGUUCCCUCGGCCUCUCAUGCUCACUAUAAUCCUUCUAAUUCUAUGUGUUGGUCACCUUCUAGUCGCAUUUCAUCACUCUGGAGGUCUCUACGUUGCAUCAGUAAUAAUCGGGUUUGGUUUUGGUGCACAAUGGUCAAUAGUUUUUACUACAAUUUCUGAGAUUUUCGGCCUAAAGUACUACUCCACUUUGUAUAAUGUUGGGUCGGUGGCUAGCCCGAUUGGGCUGUAUGUACUCAACGUGAUUGUGACGGGUCAUCUAUACGAUAAGGAGGCUAAAAAGCAACUGGCUGCUUUGGGACUCAGAAGGAAGCCUGGGCAGGCAUUGAAUUGUACUGGGGUUGAGUGCUUCAAAUUGUCUUUCAUUAUAAUCACUGCCGUGACAUUCUUGGGCGCCCUCGUUUCCAUCGCUCUGGUGAUUAGGACCAGGAAAUUUUACAAUAGUGACAUUUACAGAAAGUUCCGGGAGGAGGCUAAGCUGGCAGAGAAAGAGAUGGCGUUUGCUGGACACUGAACGUAUCUGACCCGGAGCCCGAUCACUUUAUUUUAAUAUAGCAACUUGGAAAGUGGCAUAUUAUAUAUAUAGUUUUACUGGUCUUUUAGACCUUGAUCAUGAUAAUCAACAAUAUAUGGAUUUUAAAAGAAAGGGAAAUUAAGAUAAUGGUGGAGACUUG